Messenger RNA from Plasmodium vinckei vinckei, 780 nucleotides. RefSeq names its product microsomal signal peptidase, putative. Lineage: Eukaryota; Apicomplexa; Aconoidasida; Haemosporida; Plasmodiidae. Gene Ontology annotation, cellular component: mitochondrial inner membrane peptidase complex; membrane. Bases 1 to 780 code for a protein of 259 amino acids. The transcript has a single exon. Gene Ontology annotation, molecular function: serine-type endopeptidase activity. The record is from RefSeq and is a predicted model, not a curated record.
AUGCCAUAUACAUGUUAUAGAACAUAUUUACUAAAAAAAUAUGGAUUAACAAAAAGACAAGAAGGAUAUAAUAUAAAUGUAACUAAAAAUAGAAUUGAGAGGAAUUUUAAUUUUGGUGGAAUUUUUCAUUCAUUAAAUUUUAUAAAAAAUAUAACAUUAAGUUUGUUGUUUAUUUAUGGAGUAAAUAAUUAUGUUUUUGACAUGACACUUACUAGUGGUUCUAGUAUGUAUCCAUUAAUAAAUAAAGAUGGGGUAAUUUUAUUUUAUAUCUGUGAUUGCUCUUUACGAUUUUUUAACGAACUGAAGAAUAUGGCAAUAUAUAAUUAUAUGAAUAUAUUAUAUACAAUUUAUAAUAUUAUUCAUAGAAAUUUUGAUAAUAUAAAUUUUGUGAAAGUUAAAAAUACAAUAGCAAACAAAAUUGAAAAUUUAAAAAAUAAAAUCAAAUCAAAUCAAAAUGUCUAUAAAAGAGGUGAUGUUGUAUUAUUAAUAUCACCAAUUAAUAGUAAUAAAAGAGUGUGUAAGAGAAUUAUUGGAAUAGAGAAUGAUAAAUUAUAUGUAAAUGAUUUCAAUUCAUUUGUUGAAAUUCCACAAAAUCAUAUAUGGAUAGAGGGCGAUAAUAAACUGGAUUCUUUUGAUAGUAGAAAUUAUGGCUGUGUAAAUAUAAAUUUAGUAAUUGGAAAAAUAUUUUUUCUACUAGACCCAUUUAGAAGUUUUUCUUUUAUUAACAACAAAGGGAAUUGUGGAAUUGAACCAGAUCGAUUUGUGCACAUGUCCAAUUAG